Molecule: messenger RNA, 1090 nt
Organism: Liolophura sinensis
Lineage: Eukaryota; Metazoa; Mollusca; Polyplacophora; Chitonida; Chitonidae
Product: ribosome production factor 2 homolog
Exons: 10
Coding region: 54-998 (314 amino acids)
Biological process (GO): maturation of LSU-rRNA from tricistronic rRNA transcript (SSU-rRNA, 5.8S rRNA, LSU-rRNA); ribosomal large subunit assembly
Cellular component (GO): nucleolus
Molecular function (GO): rRNA binding
Source: RefSeq, a predicted model, not a curated record
GUGGGAAAUGUACUGCGGCAUUUCUGUUUUUCUGCUAAUUGUUUAAUAUAAGAAUGGUGUUACAGCGCAUUGUGAAAGCCAAAACACAGGCAGGGAAGCGUUACUUACAGCGAAGAGAAGCCAAAAUCCAUGAAAAUGUGAAGUCUGCCAUGCUGAUUCGUGGGGGCAACACUAGUCAGACAGUGACUCAAGCCAUGAAAGAGAUUCAUUUACUGAAAAAGCCAUAUGCCUCCUUGUUUAAAAGGAAGAAUCCGUUGAAACCAUUUGAAGAUCAAACAUCAAUAGAAUUUUUCUCAGACAGGAAUGAUGCUUCACUGUUUCUGUUUGGUUCACAUUCAAAGAAGAGACCGCAUAAUUUAGUGAUCGGCAGACUGUUUGACUACCACAUUCUGGAUAUGGUGGAGUUGGGAAUAGAUAAAUUCACAUCAAUGAGUGAUUUUAAGGUUGCAAAGUGUGCCCAGGGUGCAAAACCAUGUUUGGUGUUCGCGGGAGAACCCUUUGAGCAAGACCAUGAAUAUCAGAGGAUAAAGAAUUUAUUUAUUGACUUUUUCAGAGGUCCUGUUGUACAGAAGCUGCGACUUGCUGGACUGGAACACGUAAUUUCCUUCACUGCGGCAGAGGGGAAAAUAUUCAUGAGGACCUACAGAACUCACCUGUUGAAGUCCGGUUCUCGCACCCCGCGGGUCGAGGUGGAGGAGAUGGGACCAUCCAUGGACUUCAGUGUGCGCAGAACUAAGCUAGCUUCUGAUGACCUCUUCAAGCGAGCCACAAGGCAACCCAAACAGGCUAAGCCUAAAAAGAGAAAGAAUGUUUCACAUGAUCCAUUCGGGACUAAAAUGGGCAGGAUUCACAUGGAGAAACAAGACAUGGAUAAAUUACAGCUACGCAAGAUGAAAGCUUUGAAGAGGAAGUCAAAAUCAGAGGAAGGGGAUACAACUCUGUCCUCUCCCAAAAAAUCCAAGGACAAUGAAAAUGUGCAGGGAGAAGUCAGUGACUGAACAAAGAUCAGCAAAGAUUAGUGAUUUGUUUGCUGCGGGACAAACAAACCUAUGUGACGAGACAAACCAAUGUGACGGGAUAGACAGACCAA